AUGGGAGGAAAGAUUGUUGAGAAUGGAAUAAUGGGGUAUGGCCCAAGGGGAAUAUGUUGUGAUAAGAUAUCUUUUGGUCCACAAUUAUUUGGAGUAUAUCUUCAUGGAUUAAAAGGCGAUGCCACGAUCGAUAUUGCUAAACCAAAAUACCAAGUGCUA
Molecule: messenger RNA, 159 nt
Organism: Dovyalis caffra
Lineage: Eukaryota; Viridiplantae; Streptophyta; Magnoliopsida; Malpighiales; Salicaceae
Source: the annotation of a GenBank genome assembly